Molecule: messenger RNA, 2991 nt
Organism: Cyprinus carpio (common carp)
Lineage: Eukaryota; Metazoa; Chordata; Actinopteri; Cypriniformes; Cyprinidae
Product: serine/threonine-protein kinase NIM1-like
Biological process (GO): protein phosphorylation; intracellular signal transduction; microtubule cytoskeleton organization
Cellular component (GO): cytoplasm
Molecular function (GO): tau-protein kinase activity; protein serine/threonine kinase activity; ATP binding
Source: RefSeq, a predicted model, not a curated record
CUUUGACCGCCUCUAAAGGCAGUGGCCCACUAUGGGGCCUCUUAAAAACUUAUCAGAGGGCUGCAGGAUGAGUAAAAUUGUUUCUCAUCAUCAGUGUAGUUAAUGUCAAUAUUAUUAUUAAUAUAUUACAACAAUUUAAUUCAAAAUGUUUAAGCAUCCCAUUAUAAUUAUUAUUCAUAUUUCUUUUAAAAAAUGGAAAUAUAUAGCUGUCUUUAUAUUUUGCAAGGCGGUGGCUGUGUUUACAGUUUAGUGGAAUUAGAAAUUUGAAAACCACUAGUUUAUAUUAUUAUAAUCACUGUUACUAAAUUGAUACAUUGAUAAUGGAUUAUAAUCAGGACCACGGAUAGUUUCAAAGGUAAUUAAUAUUUGAGUUUAUGUUGUGUUUAAUUUGUUAAAUUUUUUUUUCAAAAUUGUGUAUUUUUUUGCAAAACUCAACUGACAUUAAUAUAUUUUUUCUAUUUUGGGAAUGUCCUAAUAGCCUAUUGGUUUAAGAAACCCCUUUGUCCCACCUCCGAGCUGUGAUUGGUUAACAGAGCUGUCCGUCAUUUGACCUCCCUUUUGCUGUGACGGUGCACGGAGUCCUCGCGCAUCACAUUCAGGCUGUGAGCCUGUGACACCCAGUUAAAACAAGCUGAAUGAUCCCGCUACGGAUGCGCACAAUAUUUUAAAGGUAAAUAGGAAUGCAUUAGUUUAGUCCCUAUGUUUAAAUUGGAGACUUAAGGGAUACUAAAAAGGCAUGGAUUAGGAUCUCUGUACAAGCUAAUCCCAGAAAGAAGACUGUAGAGUGAGUCAGAAGCACCAAAGAAACACACAGAGCUGAACAAAUGAAAGGGAGUGUCUGUUUUUCAUGUGGGACCCCCAUUUCUGAAUGACCAACCAGGCGAAGAUGUUAAAUGAGAGAAAGCACCGUACAUGAAGCCAGGCCCAGCGAGAGCAACGUGGAGCCUUGUUAUAGCAACCAGUCUACAAUCACAGCCUUCAUCGUUCUCAACGCUGAUCCGCAGUCCUUUUUUAUCGCUGAGACAACGCACCAAUUAAAUCAGGCAUAUCUGAUGAGGUUCAGGGAGAUGCAGGACUGAGGGGAAAGAACAGCACUGUCCCCCGGGCCACUUGGGUGAAGCAGACAACCCUAAACAUAUACUCUUUUGUACUUGGAUAUGUGUAAGCUUGAGUUGAGAUGUGGCAAUAAUGAGCUAAUUUGGAAAGCUGACGCAGACGUACAGGACAACAUGUGAAGGUGGUGCCUUAGUUCCAGGUCUCCUGCCAUGAGCUAAGCCCCCCAGUGGCCUGUGGCAGGAUGACUGCUGUCUACCCGGCUGGGGGGGGCUCCGUUGGGGUCUCAGAAGUGGCCACGGGUCCCCAGCGUUAUGCCCGAUGGAGCCGACAAGACAGCUCUGACAUCUGCACGGACGAUGAGGGGACCCAGCCGCGCCGCCUCACCCCACUGGAGAAGCUCAAUCUGGACAUGUGCCAAGAUGAGAAGAUGGUGAAAGAGCUCACCGUGGGCCGCCGCAUCGGCUUCUACAAGAUUCGUGGCGAGAUCGGCUGUGGAAACUUUUCCCAUGUUAAGCUGGGCAUCCAUGCUCUGACAAAAGACAAAGUAGCCAUCAAGAUCUUGGAUAAAACCAAGCUUGAUCAGAAGACCCAAAGGCUGCUGUCCCGGGAGAUAUCAAGCAUGGAAACGCUGCACCAUCCAAAUAUCAUCCGUCUGUAUGAGGUGGUGGAGACGCUGACCCGUCUGCACCUGGUCAUGGAGUACGCAAGCGGAGGAGAGCUCUACACGAAGAUCAGCACAGAGGGGAAGCUCUCCGACAUCGACAGCAAGAUUGUCUUCUCUCAGGUGCUCUCAGCUGUGAAGCAUAUGCAUGACAAUAACAUCGUUCACAGAGACCUGAAAGCAGAAAAUGUUUUUUACACCUGUAGCACCUGUGUUAAAGUCGGAGACUUCGGCUUCAGCACCGUCACCCGCCGCAACGAGACUCUCAACACCUUCUGCGGUUCUCCCCCUUACGCCGCUCCUGAGCUCUUUAGGGAUGAGCACUACAUAGGUGCUUGUGUGGACAUCUGGGCACUGGGGGUCAUGCUCUUCUUCAUGGUGACUGGAACCAUGCCCUUCCGUUCUGAAACGGUGGCCAAGCUAAAGCGCUGCAUCUUGGAUGGGACAUACACAAUGCCUACUUGGGUGCCGGAACCUUGCCAGAAACUGAUCCAGGGCAUCCUGCAACCCCAGCCGUCUGAUCGCUACACCGUAGAGCAGAUGAUGGGUUGUGAGUGGCUGCUGCCGGUGGAGUUUCCAAAAGCCAUGGAGCCCUUCAAACUGGAACCGCUCCAUCUGGCUGAGUCUAAGCCGGGGGAGCUUGAAGAGCAUGAGGUAGAGGUGAGGAACGCCCUGGAGGCUUUUGGCAUCACCGCAGACCACAUUCGUAACAACCAGGGCAAAGACUGCAGGAGCUCCAUCACUGGAGUCUAUCGAAUCCUCUUACACCGCUCACAUAAACGACAAGCGAUGGAGAGCAUGCCAGUUGUUACUCACAUAGUGAAUGGAACUGAUGCUAAAAAGGAGCGUCUGAAGACAUACAAGAGCCUUAGGCAUACAUCUAAACUCUGCAUCAUUCUGUGAUGCUCGGAAAACAUAUACAUAAAUAAUGGUCAGCUCACAGAAGCUAUGGUUCAGGUAGUUAUAUUUGAUAUACCUCUUUUGUUAUCUUUUUUCACUUGAAAAUGAGAUCAGUGCCUCUAAUUAAAGUAGUCCAUGAAUGAAUGGAAAGUAUGAGCAUUUGCAAAUAAGUGAGUGAAAGACUUUGGUCUUAGUGUCAUGGAUGUCAGAUGUCGUAAAUGUAUUUAAUGAAUGUAAUAAAGUGCUUUGGACUGCAUUGUUUCAGACAUUCCCUUUGCAAUAUAAUUCACAAUAAUUUACCACAAAUGUUCUAAAUCUAAAUCAAAUACAUCUCAUAUUCAAAAAGAGACCUGGGGGAAAACGGUGUAAAACAA